AUGUUUGGGCCCGAUGGAAGCUCCCGCACUCCGGCCCUGAAGGCUGAAAGCUCGCGCGAAUUGCACGGCAUGCUGCCACGCUCGACUCGAGACAAAGCGGGAGGUCGGAGAACACGACACGGUUUAGGAUGGAGAGGGGAGAGGAGAGGGUGGCGAGGGAGGAAAGGGAGGAGAGGGAGGAGUGUCAUUCAAGGAGGGGCAGGCACCAAGGGCAACAACGAGACCCGUCCUCAAUCACCCGGAGCUGCAGCCCUGCAGCGGACACAAAGUGCUCACUCAGCACCAACGUUGAUCAGAGAUCAGGAUCCUAUCCUCGUACUCGUACUGUGCGAAAGUACUGGACAAUGCUUACGCGACUUCGCCAAUCUGGCAGGCGGCACGCAAUAUGCAGCUGAAUGCUGUGUGGGGUCUCGGCCACUGUCCACAAUCAAGGUGGCUGGCUGGGGACUUGUCCGCUGUCGCUUUGCCUCGACGAGUGGCAUUCCGUCGCCCAGUUUUACCAACCGGCGGCUGCACACAUAUUGGGAAUUAUGGAUGGCUUCGUGGAACAGCAAUGUACGGAUUCCCAUGUCGCGAAUGCAUCUCGCCGUCUACAUCCAGCCUUCCGGGCUUCAUCCACUUCGUCGGGCCUGCCCUCGAGAUGUCAAGUUUCAUGACUCGUGCUGGGGUCUUCCACAGACACAGACAGCGGCACAGCCAUCCGGGAGCCGGCAGGGGCCGAUUAGUUGGAGCCUGGAUGACAGCGAUCACCCCACGAAGUUGAUUCACACUCGAAGAUGUAGUCCAAUCCGAGGGCCAUCAGCGUCACCCUCACAAACAGAGUGCGACGACCCCUUUUCAUCUGGCACCCUUGAAAAAACAUCUCGAAAUUCAACCAUUGACUUCCUCGCGCACCAGGUUCCCUGA
Molecule: messenger RNA, 906 nt
Organism: Hyaloscypha bicolor E
Lineage: Eukaryota; Fungi; Ascomycota; Leotiomycetes; Helotiales; Hyaloscyphaceae
Exons: 1
Coding region: 1-906 (301 amino acids)
Source: RefSeq, a predicted model, not a curated record